Ixodes scapularis (black-legged tick) is the source of this 741-nucleotide messenger RNA. RefSeq lists its product as uncharacterized. The coding region runs from base 100 to 642 and encodes 180 amino acids. The transcript is spliced from 4 exons. Lineage: Eukaryota; Metazoa; Arthropoda; Arachnida; Ixodida; Ixodidae. The record is from RefSeq and is a predicted model, not a curated record.
GUGAAAGAGGACUGGCCAUUCCUGUUUGAGGAGCACCAUUUUCUCAAUCAUGCAGAGCUACUGCUCGGAUUCAACGUCAGCGAAGUCUUUGAUGAUAACAUGAAAAAGGUUGGAGUACAACUGUACAGGUACGCCUACAGUCAACUGAAGAACGAGGCUGUGAAGAAGUGCCUUAAGGACAUUGAGGAUGCUAAAAAAACUCUAAAAAAUGUGACCCCCGAAUAUGACAGCACUCCGCUCCUGCUGCUGGCAAUCUUCGGUGAAGACAUUGAAUUGAUCUUCAAAAAUGUUGAGGAGAAUGCCACUGACUCGGAUCUGGGUGAUAUGGACCCAAGCCCGAUCAUAUGUGUUAAAGGAGCCAACAACUACACAGCAAGCGAGUUCACAAUUUGUGUUGACACAGUGCCGGUGAUGACCACAAGCAACAGGGCAGGCUCAUUCAAGUUGAUGUUCCUGCUCUAUUUUGUGUUGAACAUUUCGUUCCCAGAAGAAGUGGGCCUUACACUUGAAUUUAUUCAAAGGGGUAUUGCAAGCAUCAACCCACCGAGGGGCACCAAGAUUCUUAAAAAGAAGAAGAAGCAACACUGUGUGUCACCCGCGGUUGCCAAGCUGAUGGCUUCCCUGGAGGAAUAUGCCUUUUAAGCUGAAACAGUCUUAAAGCCUUCCUGAUUUAAAUAAAAUGUAUGUUCCAGAAAUGUCAUCUUUAAGCCCAAGCAAGGCAAAGGGAAGGAAUAAAAAGGU